AUGGAAGCUCCAACACCCCAGCAGAUUGCCUUCAUCGGCCUAGGGAACAUGGGCCGAGGCAUGUGUCGGAAUUUGGUCCGUAAGCAUCUCUGGGCAUGCAAGCAGUCCAUUGGGAUUCCAUUGAUCAUCUACAAUCGAACACGCUCCCGAGCUGACGCUCUCAAAGCUGAGCUGCCUGAUGGCAGUGUUCGAGUCGCCGACUCCAUUCAGGAAGCCGUGACUUUCUCCGACGUGAUAAUUACUUGCCUGAGCGACGAUGGUGCUGUCCAGAAGGUCUUCGAUGAAGCGCUGUCAGUUCAAACCGCUGGGAAGCUCUUUGUGGAGUGCUCGACUAUUCAUCCCCUGAAGACAGAGGCUCUGUCGAACCAAGUUCUGUCUGCGAACGCAAGAUUCGUUGCAUGCCCUGUAUUCGGAGCGCCCGAUCGCGCCGACAAUGGGCAACUAGUUGGCGCUGUAGCAGGUCCACUCUUGGACGUGGCAUGCGUCAAGCCAUGGUUCGAGGAUGUGAUGGGCCGAGCAAUAAUUGAUCUAGCCGAUCGGCCACCUCAAGCUGCCACAACACUCAAGGUAAUCGGAAAUUCGCUCAUCUUUAAUAUGGUCGAGGCUGUGGCGGAGGGGCAUGUUCUGGCUGAAAAGAGUGGCCUAGGGUGUGCCGCACUGCACGAGUAUCUCCAGCUCUUCUUCCCAGGUAUUUAUACUUCCUAUUCACGUCGCAUUAUGACGGGAGACUAUUGGAAUCGAAAUGAGGUUAGUCAGAAUUCUUACUUUGAUGACCUCAGAUCAUUAAAAUGCUGA
Molecule: messenger RNA, 795 nt
Organism: Penicillium taxi
Lineage: Eukaryota; Fungi; Ascomycota; Eurotiomycetes; Eurotiales; Aspergillaceae
Product: NAD(P)-dependent oxidoreductase
Exons: 3
Coding region: 1-795 (264 amino acids)
Molecular function (GO): NADP binding; oxidoreductase activity, acting on the CH-OH group of donors, NAD or NADP as acceptor
Source: RefSeq, a predicted model, not a curated record